Amphimedon queenslandica is the source of this 1510-nucleotide messenger RNA. Its product is annotated as glycine-rich RNA-binding protein RZ1B-like. Lineage: Eukaryota; Metazoa; Porifera; Demospongiae; Haplosclerida; Niphatidae. Gene Ontology annotation, cellular component: nucleus. Bases 197 to 1312 code for a protein of 371 amino acids. The record is from RefSeq and is a predicted model, not a curated record. The transcript is spliced from 3 exons. Gene Ontology annotation, molecular function: RNA binding.
AACAUCGUUACCACAUUCUUCAGUUCUUCUAUCUUCACUGGGCUUAGUUUUCAAAUCGUUUUCGUUUCAUAGUAACUGGCUACAAAGAAACUAUUUCUAUACUCUCUCUUUCCUUUAGCUUUUCUUAACAUUUCUUCGUAUUCUUCUUUCAGUUUCCCUUGCUUCGAGAGACCACAGUCAAAAGAUUUCUGUCAAGAUGGCGGAUGCUAGCCCCAAAGACUUGGAAAUAGUGGAAGUAGUGGAGCUGAUCGAGGAAGAUAAGGAAAUCCUUACAAACGGGGAAGAGACAGAACAAAUAUUGCCUGAGCUAACUGUAGAAGACACAGCGGAGGAUACUAAUGACCCAACGCCUGAAAGCCAACCAGAAGACAGUCAGUCAAGCGACAGGGAGGUGAAUGAAAAUGGGGAAGAGAACAAUAAUGAGGAGGGAGAUAGCAAUAAGGGGGAUGAUAAUACAGGGGCCAGUACUAGUAACGGUAAUAAUAAAAAGCCUGAUGACUGUGAACUCAGUGAAGUUGAUUUCACUGUUGGAAAGUCUGACACUAGUUCUACUGAUGCCAAGUCGAUUCGUUCGCGAGUUUUCAUUGGCCACUUAAACACUAGCAGAGCUUCACGUCAAGAUUUACUUAAGCUUUUCGGUGAGUGCGGUAAAGUGGUGGCUAUAUCAAUUCUUGAUGGCUACGGGUUUGUUCAGUUUGACAGUGAAGAGAGUGCACGAAAAUCAAUUAGAAAAAUACACGGGAAGUCAUUGCACGGCAUGAAAUUAGUGGUAGACAAGCCAGCAGCAUGGAAGAAGCUUGAGGGAGAAAAACUUGACGAAACCAGGCCAUGGCCUUCAAGAUCAAGUCGCGACGAUGAUGAUCGUCACCAUCGUCAUCGCCACCACCGCAGCGAGAGGAGCGAAAGGAGACGAGACCGCGAACGAAGGAGAGACAGUGACUCCCAUCGUCACCACAGUCACCAUAGUCGCUACUAUGAUGACAUACCACCGCGCUACCACGAUCCUUACUACGAACGAUAUUUAGAGAUAAGGUACAUGGAGGAAAGACUCGCUGAAAGAUAUCGUGCCUCUGAAGCCGAUCGCUAUUAUGAAAGAUACCCUCCACCUUCUGGUAGAUACCCUCCCCCUCCUCCUUCAGAGUAUUAUAGACAAGAAGGAGCUUAUAGGACAGGAGGGGAUUAUAGAGAGCAGGCAAGAGGAACUGGUGCUGGGUAUUACCCUGAAUAUGAACAGUCCUUAAUGUCGCAUUAUGAUAGACCAAGAGAUGAUGAAUAUGAUAGACGCAGGCCAUUUGAUAGCUACUACCAUUAAUCAGGCUUCUUCUUCAAUAUUGUAUUAAUUAAAGGUUUUUUUCUCUAAACUCUCUCUUAAGCUUUCAACUAAUGUUGCUGGACUCACAUUCAACAUUUCAUUCUAAUAAUAAUUGUUUCGUUUAAGGCUUCUUUUCUUAUACAUACGUACCUAAGCUUCAUUUGUUUCAUGUUUCGUGUAAUGAUAACAUAGCCUGAA